Messenger RNA from Durusdinium trenchii, 1012 nucleotides. The record is from the annotation of a GenBank genome assembly. NCBI's taxonomy places the organism in Eukaryota, Dinophyceae, Suessiales, Symbiodiniaceae.
UUUGGCUCAGCACGUGUUCUUCCUUCCCAGUGACCAUCGGGGAAGGAUCCGUGUUCACCUGAUAUUGGACCAAUGACAAUCCAAAGUGAGGGCCGACCCUGGAACCUCGCACUGUGUCUGGCAACUGCGUUGGUGCCAUGUGCUGGGCAAGCCCUCAUCCCUGAUGUGACUGGUCUCUUUCAGUCGCAAAUGUCCACGAAGCCCAUGACGGCAGACAGCCAGUUCCAGCAACCAGUGAUGCCGAUGUUCCCCCAGCAGUUCCUGCAACCCAUGCAGAUGCCGUAUGUCAGCGCGCUGCAGAUGCCCGAUGGCAAUCUGCGGGGAGCACCAGCGAUGCCAAUGUCGUCUUCAUAUCAAUCGCCAGUGUCCAACAUGUGGCCGAUGAUGCCCGCUUACCAGCCAUCGACUCCCACGAGUUUCUAUCAGCAAGAGAUCGCUUUGGAACAGCAGCUGAUGAGCAUGAACAAUCAGUUGCAGCAGUUGAAGAAAGAGGAGGAAGGUCAGACUCAGAAGUUGCAGGCGAAGACUGCCGAGACUGAGCUGGCUGAGAAGAGACUACAGGAGGCUGAGCAAAAGGCGAAGGAUGCUGACACUACAGCGAAGCAGCUCCAAGAGAGGGAGCAGAAGGUGGAGGAUGAGGCCAUUUCGGCGGUGCGAACGGCCAAGACACAGGUCUCCCAGGCGCAGACGGAGGUGAAGCAAAUGCAAGACGAGCUACGACAGGCGCAAGCAGAUGCGAUCCAAGCAAGGGCUGCACAAGCCGCCGCCGAGGAGCAGGUGGCGAAGUCGGAGAUGCUCCAGGCCGCACAGGCCCAGACUGAUAUCAACAAGGACAUGUUGGGUGCUUUGUCCUCCGUGCGAAGAAACUCCCCUGUGGAUGAGGCACAGCUGAGGACGGGCUGGCCCCCACGCUGAAGAGGAAGAGCCGAAACUUUUCGGCUGAGAGCUGCGAAUCGUGCGGCUGAAAGCGCGGGAGAGCAGACGGGACGGAAGAGCCGAGGGACCGAGAAGA